AUGUUCAGCUUUUUCAGGAAAAGCCAAGAUGCAACAAAGAAGUCUACCAUUCAAGAGAAAGAGGUUGAUGAUUUUGUUCUACUGGGUAAGUAGGAUGUUGUUUUUUGUCUUUUUUUUUUUUUUGUCUUUUACUAACGAAAACGUAUUUUCAAAUAUGACUAAUGUUUUCAUGUGCAUUUCUUCAAGCUUAGACAUUUUUCUGGAGUUUUAUACGCUUUUUAAAAGAGCAGGCUACAAUCUUAAAGGAUCACUAUAGGGUCAGGAACACAAACAUGUAUUCCUGACCCUAUAGUGUUAAACCCACCAUCUUGCCCCUCAUGCCUCCAUAAAUAUUGCAACUUCUUACUGUAUUCAAGCCAGAAGCUGUGGAUCUGCAUGCUGUUUGCCUAAAAAAAAAACAAGCAGCCUGCUGACAUCAUCAGAAGUGGUAGUCUGAUCCAAUCACAAUGCUAAUGAUUCUACUCACCAUAAACAAAUUCAAUAAGCUGUAGUUGUUCUGGUGACUAUAGUGUCCCUUUUUAAUUGUUUUUCACAUUACUAUGCACAUCGUAUUGAGCGGUUUGCUGGAAUAAGUAAAUUGGAGACAGUCAUGCCAAACUUGAUGAAAGCUUAAGUGUCCGAGACAAGGAAUGAGAAGAAUGGGGGGAUUUUGCAGGUCUGGAGGGGUGUUUUCAGUCAUGUAAAGGUUGGUAGAAUUGACCAGAAAGAGGCAUUUUAACACAAGUGCAGAGCAAACGGAAUCGUUCUUGCAUAACCUGAAUGUCAUGAAUUUAGUUUGAAAAGUUCAGAUGUUUCUAAUGAUGAAUUUGUUUUGCAUUUACUGGGCACACUUCUUUCGGGUCCCCAGAAGUGGGAAAUCAGAGCGCAAACCUGGGAUGUUGGGGAAGCAGCCACAAAUUAUGGCUGUCCCAUCAAAUCCAGGUGUUUAUUGAGAUUUGAUUUAGAAUAGGCGAGUGAAUCAUAAUGUCCAGUUUGCAAAAGAAGGCAAAACAACAUUUGUGGAGUUGAAAACCUAUUGGGCAAUCAUAAUUGAAUCGUUAUUCGUGGCCAAUAUCUUCCUUUCACUCUCAGAUCCCAUGGUGUCCCUACCCAACUGGUUACAACUGCUAGCAAAGUUUGGAACAAUGUCCUAGUACAAGAACACCACCACCAAAACACAAGCACUCACAAUAGGAAUUCCAACAAGAGCAGUAUCUCUCCUAAAACAUAUUUACAACUUUUAACUGACGAACUACAUCUAUCUCGUAUUUAGCAAUUCAGCUUACAGCAAUUCUAAUUCCACUGUCUGACAAAAUCACACUAAAGUACUACAUAUAAACAGACAAACCUUAAAGGAUUACUAUAGGGUGAGGAACACACCCACCGCUCAGGGGUGGGGGCCGGGGGGGGAGGACAGUAGGUUCCCCCCCCCUAUUGUUUUAUUAGGGGCCCUACCCACCGCUCAGGGGUGGGGGCCAGGGGGGGAGGACAGUAGGUCCCCUCCCUUAUUGUUUUAUUAGGGCCCCCACCCACCGCGCAGGGGUGGGGGCCAGGGGGGGGGACAGAAGUUCCCCCCCAUAUCUUUAUUUAGGGCCCCCACCCACCGCUCAGGGGUGGGGGCCAGGUUCCCCCCAUCUUUAUUUAGGGCCCCCACGGGCGUGGGGGGGGGGUUAUUAGUUUUUUUUUUUGUUUUUUUUUUACAGUGAGCAGCUAUAAGCUGCUCACUGCUUACUACACAUGCCCCUACUAUAGCGAGUAGGGGCAUUUAAUUUACUAAUACUAAGUAAUCUUUACUCAGUAUUAGUAAAUUUGGCUGAAAGACCAAUUUAGGUCUUUCAGCCUUUUAGUAGAUAGCUCCCUGAUACCGUGGGAAUUAGGGAGUUAUCUACUAAGCGGCUGCAAGAUGCAGCCACAGCAAUGAAUAGGAUCAGAGUUUCAUUCAUUAGAAUGAAAUUCCGAUCCGAAUAAAGUGCCGAAUUGCGUUCUAAAAGAAACGAACAUACUGUUCUCAUUCAGUUAGAACGCAAUUCGGCAGUUUUGUGUAAAGUGACAGGAAGCAUUGUGGGAACACAGAGGGAAGGUAAGGAUCAUGGGAAAAUUGCUCUGACCAGCGGAAAUGAAGCACACUUUGCUCCUCCGCUGGUCAGAGCUGGUCAAGCGGAGGAAUCCUCCAUAAGGCAAAGAGUCCCUUCUUUGUCUUAUGAUUUUAAAGAAAACUAAAGAAGACAGGAAGAAAAGAAGAACAGAUCCUGAGAGAGGGGGAGAAGAGGAAGAGAUUGAGGAAAGGUAAGUUCGGCAUGACAGUGCCGCUUUAAGCAGAUCCAAUGCUUUCCCAUAGGAGGAAAAGUAUUGGAUUGGCUAAAAUCUGCAUGGGGCGGGGCCAAAUGCUGUUUUGGCCAAUCAGGACCUCCUCAUAGAGAUGCAUUGAGUCAAUGCAUCUCUAUGAGGAAAAUUCAGCAUCUCCAUGCAGAGCGUGGAGACACUGAACGUCAGGGCUGCUUACUGUGCAGCCCUGAGCCAGGAAGCCCCUCCAGUGGCCAUAUAAGGAGUGGUCACUUUGAGGCGUCCCUAGGGACAAUGUAAACACUUUCUUUUCUCUGAAAGGCAGUGAUUACAUGAAAAUGCCUGAAGGGAACUAUUAUAUUCACCAGAACAACUACAUUAAGCUGUAGUUGUUCUGGUGACUAUAGUGUCCUUUUAAAGACUUGGGCUGGAUUGGAGUUGUCCUGGAUAGGUAGAAUCAAUUCUAUUAAAAUGUCCAUUCUCCCUAUAUUCCUGUAUCUCUUCAGAACCCUCCCUAGAGCUUUCCACAAUACACUGCUAGCGAACUUACAGAGAUAAAUAACCACAUACAUCUGGAAAAAGAAUCAACCCAGGAUAUCCCAUAACACUUGCCGGCUACACCCAGCAAAGGAAGGCCUGGGCUCCCAGACAUAAAGAAAUACUAUAUAGCUGCAUCCCUGCUUGGGAAUGCUGUUUUAUGCCCAUACAACAUGCUCCAACUCAUAUGAUUCCCUAAGCAUAGAUUACCACUCUAUAAUGCACUAAACAAGACAAAACAUUUCCUAUAUAUGUGGUGUGCUUGGGCUACACCGCUCCUGCUAUCCGCUUAUAUUAUUCCUGUUCUCAUCCCUGAAAUUCUAUACCCCUGACCUUAACAUAGCUUCAUGGCUAACAGGGGAAUUGAACCUGCUGGCGGUGAGCUCAAGACACAGGCAUUAUUUCUCUUUUUUUCUGGCUUGUCCAGCCCUAAAGCAAUUUUGGGAGCACGUGUGCCAUACUAUUUCUAAAACCACAUCCCCACCUAUUUCCAACACACCAGAAGGAUUUUCCUUAAUAUUUUCCCACCAAACAUUAGACGAACAAAAAAAGAUCUUGUAAUGCAUAUUCUUGUAGCAGCUAAAACAGGAAUAGCAUCCCACUGGCAAUUUACAGUUUCCCCUGUUAUACAGGAAGUUAAAUCCUAGGUGGACAAGGUUAAGUUAUAUGAAGCAAUGUCCCACUGAAUUUCUGGAAUCACCUCUAAAUGCACUGCCAUUUGGAAAUCGAGGUGAUAACCGAUUUCUUCCCACGUAUAUUACCGGGACACUUCCUUUUUUCUCUCUCUCUCUCUCUCUCUCUCUCGCUUUCUUAAUCCCCACUUCUCUAUACUCUUCUUUACAGUACUCCUUCCUCCUUAUACUUCUUUCUAUUCCAUUCCUAUAUCCUAACCAGGCUCAGAGCAGUCCACCAUCGCCUCUGACAGGUACCGAUGCAACUGUUUAAGUUUCCAAUGUUAUAAGUUCAUAUGUGUGAUCUGCAUAUCAAAACUGUCACUGGAUCACUGUUGAUAAUCAAAAAUAAUCUCUACUGUUGUUUCCAUGUUCUUGUUCUUACACCAUAUACUAUGUUCUUGUGUUCUCUAAGUCAUAAUUCAAUAAAACUUUAAAUAUGGGAAGAAGAAAAAAACAUUAUAAGGUGCAUGGGAGGGUUUUGCUCCUGAAAUACAAUAGUCGGGAACUAGAGUGUUUUUGAUAGUUUUCGAGUGUUUUGAAAAAUAAAAAAAACAAAAGUAAAAUGAAGUUUCCUAAGGUAAGUUAUAUUGAGACAAAAAAUACCAAAGAUCUAGAAUCUGCAUUUAUAGGUUUUUUUUUCAUUUUUUUUUUUUCAUUUAGUAUUUCAUUUUACAUUUGAAUUGAUGGCCUGCAAAGGCACAUAAGGGCAUUUAAUGCAAAUUUCUUAAUAGUCCAUGGAUCUGUGCACGCAACUUGCAAACUCAAAUUAUGUGAAAUUAUGAAAACAUGAUUUCAUUUCCACACAUUGGAAGACUAUCCAAGAUUCUUCCUUCCAGUCAUUUGUAAAGUGAGCUCCACGGCCUCCACUGUUAAUUACACAAUGGUAAACCCUUCCAGCAUUGUACAUUGUGGUGUAAAAAAAAAAUGAACUGUCUCUAAACAAAUAUCUAGCAGGUGCUUUUUCAGUAAAGCAGAUAACCAGUCACCAGUUGUUCAUGUAAACUCCACAAGAUGGCGAUCUAUUAUAUUGUUGGGUUCCUCUGCAAAAACAAAAAGCUAACUUGCUUGUUCACUAAAAAUAUAAGAAAAUGCAUACUUAAUAUUGGGCUUGCUUGGAGAGACAACCAUGAUUGAAACUUUAGAUUAAUAAAAAAAAAAAAACAGUCUAUAGAUCAGAUGCGGUUAUCACGUAACUGUCCAGUGUUUGUGGAACUAUAACUCUGUGUUGUAGAGUCACUCAGAGACAUAUACCAUCUUUUAUUUUCUAGGAAUUACGAGAUAUGUUAUUCCAUACAGCUAAAUGGUCACCUGACAAUUUACCCCCUACAUAUUAGUUGUCUGACUAAGUUUAUUGGAUUUUAAAAGUAUUAUGUUGAAUAAAAUGUAAUUCAUUUGAAUAAUCAGAAGAUUGACUGCUCAGCCGCCACAUAACAAGCAAAAGUAGGAAACUAGGAAGGAGACUCCUAACGUAGAUUGCAGCCGCUGUGUAUAUCGGCCCAUGCACAAUGCAGAAAAAUCCAGAUAUUGUGUGUUUGGUAUAUAUAUAAAGCCCAAGAUAAACUAAAAAUGCGUUGUUAUUGUUAUUAAACUUUCAAUACGUGCACCCUCCAUAUAUGGUGUUCUCUGACUUGAGCUUGGGUUUUACACCAGAACCCUGUUUGUGCUGUGACAUGCUGAUUCCUUUCUAGUCAAAUUGUGCUUUAGAAAAUGUAAAUUUAGCAGAGUUUGAAUUGAAACAAGUUACCAUCUAGAUAUUUUAUGUAGCAACUUGUCAGGGCCUGGUUACAAUCAUUAAGGACUACCCUAAGGCCUGUUUAUGUAUAAAUACAGCUUUAUGAAGGUGAAUGGGACAUUCUUUGUUAUAAAGGUAAUGCCGGCUUGUUUAAUAACCUGUCUGACCACUAGUUGCAAAUAUGUUACUGAUAUUUGCCAUUCAGUUGAACACAUUACACAUCAUAUUUGUUUCCCUAACUUUUUAUAUUUAGAAAAUCAACAUUACAUGUUAUCUCAGCCCAGGGUUGACCAAAAGGGCUUAGGCUAUCUACAGCUCUUCAAAAAUAAACAUCUAGUCUCUUACUACCCCUGUCUCAGAUUGGUUGUAGUUGGCUCACUUGCAGGAUUUUUUUUACUAAACUGAAUUUUCUCAUAUUACAGGGAGUGCAGAAUUAUUAGGCAAGUUGUAUUUUUGAGGAUUAAUUUUAUUAUUGAACAACAACCAUGUUCUCAAUGAACCCAAAAAACUCAUUAAUAUCAAAGCUGAAUAUUUUUGGAAGUAGUUUUUAGUUUGUUUUUAGUUUUAGCUAUGUUAGGGGAUAUCUGUGUGUGCAGGUGACUAUUACUGUGCAUAAUUAUUAGGCAACUUAACAAAAAACAAAUAUAUACCCAUUUCAAUUAUUUAUUAUUACCAGUGAAACCAAUAUAACAUCUCAACAUUCACAAAUAUACAUUUCUGACAUUCAAAAACAAAACAAAAACAAAUCAGUGACCAAUAUAGCCACCUUUCUUUGCAAGGACACUCAAAAGCCUGCCAUCCAUGGAUUCUGUCAGUGUUUUGAUCUGUUCACCAUCAACAUUGCGUGCAGCAGCAACCACAGCCUCCCAGACACUGUUCAGAGAGGUGUACUGUUUUCCCUCCUUGUAAAUCUCACAUUUGAUGAUGGACCACAGGUUCUCAAUGGGGUUCAGAUCAGGUGAACAAGGAGGCCAUGUCAUUAGAUUUUCUUCUUUAUACCCUUUCUUGCCAGCCACGCUGUGGAGUACUUGGACGCGUGUGAUGGAGCAUUGUCCUGCAUGAAAAUCAUGUUUUUCUUGAAGGAUGCAGACUUCUUCCUGUACCACUGCUUGAAGAAGGUGUCUUCCAGGAACUGGCAGUAGGACUGGGAGUUGAGCUUGACUCCAUCCUCAACCCGAAAAGGCCCCACAAGCUCAUCUUUGAUGAUACCAGCCCAAACCAGUACUCCACCUCCACCUUGCUGGCGUCUGAGUCGGACUGGAGCUCUCUGCCCUUUACCAAUCCAGCCACGGGCCCAUCCAUCUGGCCCAUCAAGACUCACUCUCAUUUCAUCAGUCCAUAAAACCUUAGAAAAAUCAGUCUUGAGAUAUUUCUUGGCCCAGUCUUGACGUUUCAGCUUGUGUGUCUUGUUCAGUGGUGGUCGUCUUUCAGCCUUUCUUACCUUGGCCAUGUCUCUGAGUAUUGCACACCUUGUGCUUUUGGGCACUCCAGUGAUGUUGCAGCUCUGAAAUAUGGCCAAACUGGUGGCAAGUGGCAUCGUGGCAGCUGCACGCUUGACUUUUCUCAGUUCAUGGGCAGUUAUUUUGCGCCUUGGUUUUUCCACACGCUUCUUGCGACCCUGUUGACUAUUUUGAAUGAAACGCUUGAUUGUUCGAUGAUCACGCUUCAGAAGCUUUGCAAUUUUAAGAGUGCUGCAUCCCUCUGCAAGAUAUCUCACUAUUUUUGACUUUUCUGAGCCUGUCAAGUCCUUCUUUUGACCCAUUUUGCCAAAGGAAAGGAAGUUGCCUAAUAAUUAUGCACACCUGAUAUAGGGUGUUGAUGUCAUUAGACCACACCCCUUCUCAUUACAGAGAUGCACAUCACCUAAUAUGCUUAAUUGGUAGUAGGCUUUCGAGCCUAUACAGCUUGGAGUAAGACAACAUGCAUAAAGAGGAUGAUGUGGUCAAAAUACUCAUUUGCCUAAUAAUUCUGCACUCCCUGUAAAUCUGAAUGGUAAAAACCGCACAACUUAUAUACAUAGACAGAGGUUCCCACAAUAUAAAAUAGAAAGGCAAUAAAGAAUCUCCCCAUCACUAUUAGACAGAGGGUAGCAGAAGAAGAAAAAACAUAUAUUGCCCACUAAAUGCUGUUUCCUCAGUGGUUUUGGUUUUACUUUUCUGUGCCCCCUUUGGUACUUUCUGGCUGUGUAAUCUUGGCAUGAAAUACUUUAUUGCUUGGCUAUUUUAAAUUGUGUGUAUGUGUAUGUGCAUAUAUAUAAUUUCUGCUAUAAUUCAACAGACUUGAUAAUAAAAAUGUUUGCACCUCAUUUCUGUUGGUUUGGGGGUCUAGCUUGUAGCAAGGCAUAGAUGGGUCUACAAACGUGAUGUGAUUCUAUACAGGUUAUUCACUGAAGUGAGAAUUCAAAGUGAAUUUCAAAUUUAAAUCCAGAGUAGCUGAACUGAGAGCCUAGCUGACAUGGAGAGACAGCCAGGACUCAUGUGGUUCUGGGCAAUAUCAUUUGUGAGAAUCUCUGGGCCUAGUACCCUUCCAAAAUAUACCUGAUAUGUUAAGUAUAUAGAGACGUAAAAAAGGGCUGGUGGGAUAUUUAUUGGGAGGGCUUGAAAAAGGUACAGGAUUCUUGGCAAAAUGUUCGUGUUGGUCACAAACACAUGCCAGAAGAUGUGCCAGUGUCCCGUCAGCAAAAUUCUUUGGAUAAAUAGCCAGCAUAGGUAAGAAGUUAGUUGGUUAAAAAGUACAAGUGGGUUAAAUUGUUAGUAAUCCAAAUGCCCAAGUAUUUGAUGGCUGAGUCACUCCACCCUUCUUUGGCUUUUUAGAUUGUUGGAAGAUUUGCAGCAGUUCUAUUAGAAAGAAAGAGCUAUAAUCCCUGUUUUGUAAUCUUUAAUUCCUCAGUGAUAAUGCCAGCUGCUUUAAUUAUCCAACCCUGGCAUGUUUUCUUUUACACGGCCUUGUAAUUCUCCCCAUAUUUCAGGCUAUUUAGGUGGCUAUGGUGCUGUCAUUAUUUAGGUCUAUAUCAUACAGUGGAGACAUUUUUCAUAAAAAUAAGACCCAAAAAUUGCUUAUUCAAUGCUUGAUCACAUCAUAUUUUGGUCUUGUGUGGUUUAUGCAUGUCCAAGACAAAUAAAGGGCUACAUCGGUUACUGCAGAUUAAAAUUUGCAUUGUAAAUUUUAUCAAGCAUAGAGUCUAUCUGUGUGUGUGCUUGUUAGCAAGUUAUAAACCAGCUCCCAUGAUGCUUUGCAUGCCUUUUAGAAUGACAAAGCAACAUGGGAGUUGUAGCUUUAAAACAUCCGGGGAUCAACCUUUUGGGCACCCCUGUUAUAAACUCUAUUAAUAUAUAUAGUCAAUACAUAGACCUGCACACACCAGUCAAGCCUUACGAUUUGCUUUCCCCACAGAAAGCUCAAAUUUGCAGUGAUGUUACUACUGCAAGGGAUUCUAGGUGGGCAUAUACAAAUUAGUUCAAUUAGUAAUUUUUUUACCAUUCAAUGUACAAAGCACAAACCCCACAAGUUGCAAGUCCACUUUAAAAGGACACCGUAGUCACUAUAACAAUUCCAUCUUAUUGAAUUUGCUAUAGUGCCUGAAGUCCCCUGGCACUAUUUCUACAUUCAGUGUUCAACCUUUUUUUGAGCAGUUUUACACAAUCUUUUUUCUUUUUUUUUUUGUGAACCUAAGUCAAAAAUUGCACAAUUCCUCAUAGCCAUACAAAUUCAUACCUGCCAUGGCAUUGUGAUAGGCUGACACUCUCAGCCAAUCACAGACGCUUGUUUCUGCUCAGAUUAAUGCUUCCACUUUAGCCCAAGCAGGACAGAAGAGAUAGGUUGCAGGGGACUCUUGUUUAGCAUUAAAACAUUAAAAACGUGUUAAUGCUGAAUGAAAGUACAGUGGCUGGGGACUCCAGACACUAUAACUACUUCAAUUGUAUGAAGUGAUGUCUACAGAGUCCCUUUAAAAGUGCAGUGUUCUCUGCCCACACAUUCAGUGAUUUAAGUUUCAGUUAUACUGAAAUAGAACAAUAACCAAAAAUCCCCUUUAUUCUGACGGCAUAAAAGAAAUUCUAUUGUGUGUUAAAUACUACACUAGCACUUAAAAUUUCUCAGCAUGACAUACAAUGGGGGUAAAAAAGAAGGUUGCACUAAAGAACAUCUACAGCAGUGUGCCCAAAAGAUAAAUCCCCACAUUUUGAAAUUUCAGUUCCCAUGAUGCUGUGUCAUUCUAAAGGCAUGCAAAGCAUCAUGGCAGUUGUAGUUCUAAAACAUCUGGGGAUCUACGUUUCAGGCACUUUUAAUCUACAGUAAGUAUUGCUUGUAAAUGGAUCAGAUCUGAUACAUCUACAAUCAAUACUUAUUGUUAAUGUUACAUUGUGCAACUUCCUUAUUAUUUUCCUUUUACAAUGUAUUGUAUUCCCUUUAGUUGAAAAGAGGGGGAUUAGUUGAAAUUCUUUUUGCUGCCUAUCCUAUUUUCCUAAACAUCAGAGAAUUACUUGUUCUCACUGCUUAAUUCUCUGCCAUUUAGGAGUUUAAAGGGACACUAGAGUCACCCAGACCACUUCAGCUCAAUGAAGUGGUCUGGGUGUCAGGUCCCUCUAGGGUUAACCCUGCCUGAUGUAAACAUAGCAGUCUCUGAAAAACUGCUAUGUUUACAUCUGGGGUUAAGCCAGCCACUAGAGGCGCGUCGCCAAUGAUUGAGGCAUAUUAUGCCUCAGUCACGCAGAGCGUCCAUAGGAUGCUGACAUUGGUGGGGGAGGAGAGGUAAGGGAGCCCGGCGGGGGAAAAGGAUGAGUAGCUAAAGGGGUUUUAACCCCUUCAGCGCCACAAGAGGGGGACCCUGAGGGUGGGGGCACCCUCAGGGUACUAUAGUGUCCCUUUAAUCACUUUUGUUUCUGUUUAUGCAACCAUUGCCACACCUCCCCUGUCUGUGAUUGACACAGACUCCAUAAAAAAAAAAAAAAAAAAUGGUUUCAUUUUCAAUCAGAUGUUACUUGCUUUAAAACGUUUUAUCUACUGUUCUGUGAAUUGGAUUGCAUACAGGAGGCUCCUGCAGUGUCUAUCAAGUUAUUAACAGAGAAGCAGAUAGGGAAUUCUAAAUUAAACAGAAUUUGCAAUAAAGGAAGUUUAAACAUUAGAUAUCUCUUUACAGGAAGCAUUUAGCAAGGCUGUGUAAGUCUCAUGCACGGAGAUGUGUCUAGGGCUGCAUAAACAAAUGAUUUAACUCCUAAAUGGCAGAGAAUUGAGCAGUGAGAAGGCGUGAUCUAUACACCAAAGCAUGCUUCAUUAGGCUAAAGUUGGUUUUGUGUCUGUAGUGUCACUUUAAAGAGAAAUCAGUGCAGUUACUGUACAAAUUAAUCUAAUUUAAUCACCACAGAUGACAAAAUGAAGUUCUUAAACUUAAGCAGGAUUGGAAGGAGUUGUCGGAUCCUAAGAUUAGCAAUUCUGGGUUUAAAUGGCAAUUAGUCUUUUUUUUUGGGGGUGUAUUAGAUAAAGUUACUAAUUAAACAAAAUUUAACCAUCUCAAUUCAUCCCUCCUUUUUAAGCAAUGUACCUCACAAAUUUAAAACCGCUGUGUAUAGAUUUUGUGCAUUAUAAGCAUUUUGUGGUCAUAAAAAUGUAACAUCUUUUUCAAAAAAAAUAGCCAAAAACAAGAGUUAGUGAGAAUUAUAGGAUUCUGAAUAUUCACAAAUCACUAAUACUAACACAAUUCUGAAUCGGACAUUUGCAGAUUAUUGUUUAAGCUUUUUUAGCAAGUGAAUUGAUAAUUUAAAAAUAUAUUUUCCCACUAUAUGCCAUCAGACAAAUAGAUAAAAACCCUUGGCAGCGUAAGGGUUAAUUAUGAGGCAGGUGGCCAGGGCAGCCAGACACUAGCAAGACUCAAUCCUAUGAAGAUGGGACCUGUUAAAUCACUGGUGGGCAUUGGUUGGAGGACAGAUCACACGCUAUGCAAAAAAAGCUACAUUUUAACAUUGGGCAUUUAUAAACUCAGGACAAAAUUUAGAAACUAUUUAGCACAGGUGUUUUUUGGGCGGUUGUAGAUGCCUAACAGAUUUUGGGGGUCAAAUUUAGAAAAAGUGUGAGGUUUUUUUACAUUUUUUUUCAUCAUAUUUUAUAAUUUUUUUAUAGUAAAUUAUACGAUAUGAUGAAAAUAAUGGUAUAUUUAGAAAGACCGUUUAAUGGCAAAAAAAUAUAUAUAAUAUGUGUGGGUACAGUAAAUGAAUAAGAGGAAAAUUACAGCUAAACACAAAUACAGCAGAAAUGUAAAAAGAGCCCUGGUCCUUAACGGUAAGAACAUUGAAAAACAAUCUGUUCACUAAGGCGUUAAGUUAACGUUGUUUUGGUGCUUAGGGUAUCCCUUCAGUCUUGCAACAUUGAGGCUGAUAGGUCGAUAACACAAGGUUAAUGGCAAAAAAAAGAAAGCUGAUGCCUUCAUGAGUUAGUUAUAUUUCACAGGCUGAAGGUUAAGGAUAGCCAAAUGCAUUGAUCAAUCUAAUAAGUGACAGAGUAAUUAACAUGUAAUUUUCCUUAUGGACUUUGCAAUGUGUAUUCAUUUGUUUAAAGGACCACUAUAAUGCCCCCACCGUCAGGGUCCAACUCCCGCCGGGCUGAAGGGGGAGGAAGGGGGUUAAACACUCACCUUUCUCCAGCGCCGGGCUCCCUCGGCGCUGGGGACUCUUCUCCUCCUUCGGUCGUCAUCGGAAUUCUCAAUGUUUUCCUAUGGACGCUGGCGUCUUCUCACUGAAAAUCACAGUGAGAAGCGCCUCUAGCGGCUGUCAAUGAGAUGGCCACUAGAGGCUGGAUUAACCCAUUUGUAAAGAUAGCAGUUUCCCUGAAACUAUGUUUACAGCAGGCAGGGUUAACCCUAGAUGGACCUGGCACCCAGACCACUUCAUUGAGCUGAAGUGGUCUGGGUGUCUAUAGUGGUCCUUUAAGGGAGUUCAAAAAAAUGUUUGCACAUGUGUAAUUGUUAGGUUGUUGAUUUUGAUAUGCUCUAUUGUGGUUAGAGUGCGUAUUUGUCUUUUAAUUCAUACAACUUAUCAGCCCUUUCACUACCUAGCACUUUUUGAUAGAAAACAUGUUAGCAUAAUAUUUAUUUGCAGCAAGGGAUGCACAGCUAACAUAUAGAACACCACCAUUAUAUGUACUGAUUGCUUUGCACAAAAACCUUAACAUUUAAAUUGCGGAAUUUACACACAUUUUUUUUUUUUCCAUGUAUUUGUAAAUUUGGAAAAUUAAAAACUUUAGACAGUAUAAGUAUUAAAAUGUCUGCAUUUUAGCAUAAUUCCCACAUACAGGAAAUACAGUUAAAUUAUAUUUCUAAAAUAAAGAUACCAUAUUUAAACCUGCUAUAGCAAUCUUUUGUCAAUCUCUGGAAAGCUAAUGUAAUGCUGACUGUGAAAUGGUAAAGUCCAUUCACUCCUCCCAUCCCUGAUAUUUCCUUAACUGUUUGGAAAUAGGGGGUAAAUUCACAUUUUCAGCAAGCUUCCAGGAAUUAUACCAGUGACUAAUUGUUUCUGGCAGAGAAAUUAGUUUCUCUAUAGACUGGUAAAAAAUCCUAGAGUGGGGCAUGGUGGAGAGACGUGUAUUGAUAAAGCUCCUCUCCUAUACUGACUAAUAAGCAGACUUCUUCCUAACUCAGCUUGAUUUGGGUCGAAUCCAGGGCUUUACCUGCUUCUUGACCCAGCUGAGAAUCCCUGCAGGGCUCAAAGAUUCGACGUGAGCUCAUUUGUGGCACGUUUUGGACCAUGCGGCCUAAGUCACACCAGGCGGGAAAAUCGGCCGAUCUCCCGGACUGAGGCUAUAUGACGGCAAUUAAUCAAGAACAGAUGCCCCGUUUCCAGUGGGGGUGAUCCCGGUCCAUCCCUGGGAGGCUGCCCUGACAGAACAUGACCAUAGUGGUGAAACCAUAUCAGCUACUGCAAAAUCAGACUAAUCACCUAAGAUGGCGGUUGCUGCGAGGAUCUCCAGCAACACAGGAGAAAGGCAAGAUAUCUUGUCCAGACUGGACAGAAUCUUUGAAGAUUUCUGGCGGAGAGUGGAGAGCAGGAUGCAGAACCCUCCCUCAAGACAGCCGGGAAACUACAACACACCACAGCCAAUACAUACCCAGCAGCAGCCUGUGGCGCCAGCAGUGCACAAGACCGCAACAUGGCAGCGAACCAUGAAGAGCUUAUUGAUCCAGCGCAGGAAAGCAAGCAAGAGGGAUGCGCCCCAGUCCAAGACAGAGACUCUUCAACUGUCUGAGGUGCCAGGAGUAACCCUGAUCUGGUCAUAUGGAACAACCUGCUGGUACACACUGAGGCUCGUAGGACCGUCAUUGCUCUUAAAGCCUCAGGACUCUGCAAUGACCCUAGCCGGCAUAGGCUGAUACAGGUGCCAGGGCUGCACAAAGAAGAGCUAUUGCCCUUCAUCUUACCCUUACACCAAGGGGUAAUUUCUGUGACACUGCUCUCAAUCAUCCUUUCUCUAGUCUCUUGUAUCACCUCUGGCCUACUCUUUACAACAUGCAAUCAGCUUUCCUGUUAAUAUUCAUGUUGAUGUAUGCUUGUCUCUAUCUUUUAACCUUAAGAAUGUCUGUGUCUUAGUUAUACUAUAUGUCGACUAACUAUAUACAGUAAUUUGCUUAGACAUGUAAAACUUAACUAGAUUACUAAUCUAUUAAAAAAAUUGUGCUAACUUACUCUGAUUGCCAUGCUACUCUCUUAUAUUGCAUGUUAUUACUUUGCUUAUCAUUGCUGUCAUGGCAUCAUACGCUUGUUUUGUUAUCUAUGGCACAGCAAAAAUAAAAGAAUAAAAAUAAAAUAAUAAAAAAAAGCAACCUAAAGUAUAAAUAAGGACGAUUGAGCCUUUAUGCAUUACAUUUCAUUCUUAUUAAAGAAACACUCUAGGCACCCAGACCACUUCAGCUUUCCUAUGAGACCGGCUGAAUGCGCGCAGCUCUUGCCGCGCGUGCGCAUUCAGCCGAAAGGGAGGAGAGGAGGAGGAGAGCUCCCCGCCCGGCGCUGGAAAAAAGGUAAGUUUUAACCCCUUCCUCUCCCCAGAGCUGGGCGGGGGGGGGACCCUGAGGGUGGGGGCACCCUCAGGGCACUAUAGUGCCAGGAAAACGAGUAUGUUUUCCUGGCACUAUAGUGGUCCUUUAAUACAUGAAAAUAAAAAAGCUUAUACUAAAUUCUAGUAGUGAAAUCAUGAUGGUUUUACAUUUCGUCAAAUUAGGUGAAGGAAUUGGUGGUGUUUGCUCAUGCUAAUACUUAGAAAUGUUUCAGGUGUGAUAUGUUAAAAAAUUAUUUUUAGUGAAUAUUCAAGUCAUUUGUGUUGUUGAAUUCAUGAAGUAUCCAGUAGUACAAUAUGACAACUCUUCUUUGGAGUGUUCCUUUAAAUGGCAGCCAAUAAAAGAACAACACUCUAUUUUUAUUGUUUUUGUAUUUUUAAAGUCAAAACUGAAAUAGUAUAGUAAUAAUACUUUUCUAUCUUUUCUACAUAUCCAUAUCCAUAUAUAUAUAUAUUUAUUAAUGCUUGCAAAAUUCCGUAGUGUUGGGGAAUAUUCCAUCCCAAUAUACUAUGUAAAUAAAUGGGACAUUUGGAUGCGUAGACACAUAGUACAGACUACAAGCGUCUAGAAAGGGAUCACACAAAAUAAUGGCAAUAAACUUAUCAUAUAAUAUUUAUUUCUUGUGUAGGACAAACAUCUACAGAACAGAGAACUGACAGGCCUGCAUUUCCUGGGACAGAAUUUACAUACAAUCAGCCUUUCCAGGUAAUGUUUGUCCAAUAUAAAAUUGGUAGCAACAUUUAUUGUUGCAGUUACAAGUUACUUUUUUUUUUUUCUUCUUCUUUUUUUGGUGGGUGUUUGAUUAGCUGGGUAUUUGCUGUGGCCUCUCCGAAUUAAAAUGGAAUCUAAGAAAGGUCAUGGGAUAAUGGAAGAGUAUGUGUUACAAAUGAGCAGUGCCUCUGAGUUUCUCAGAGCAUGAAAUAUUCACGCAAUCCCUAUGUCUGUCUGAAAGCCUCUUCUAAUUCUGUUCCACGUUGAAUAUUCUGCCCAUCACAUUACAUCUAUUAUGUGCUUUGCAGAGAAGGCUGCUGAAAUGUGCUCUACACUUUCUACAUACUUUGAAAGUAUAAUCGUGCACAAAAUACUUUUUUUUUUAUUAUUAAAGCUAGUGAUUAGCAUUUUUAUAUCUUUUUGUAUUCAGUGUUUCCUGUUUUAUUCUUUGUGUUAACAAUGCAUUUUUUUACUUUUUUUUUUUUUUUUUUAACUGCCAAAUUAUACUCCAGUUCUUAAGUGUUUUGCAUGAUAAUGGUGAUAUGAAUCACUCUUAAUCUUAUUAUAGCGACAAUUGGCUGUCAAAAGUACAUUACGUUUUUAUGGCAUGUGUACAAGUUCCUGAUAAGGUUCAGUUUGAACAGUUUAAUAAUUUAACACAUUAAAGAGAACUUAUCAUUAACCCAUGCUGUUAUGUAUAGAUUUUUUCUUUCUUUCUUUUAAUGCAUUAUUGACAUAGGUAGGUUAUUUAUAACAAGUUAAAAGGCACUUGUCAUGCCAGGAACAACUUAUGCUCUUUUCAAAGAGCAUUUAUUUUUACCUCUACAUUGUCUUAGCUGUUUUGCUAGCAAAUGUAUAAAUUGCAAGAAAAGUGGUUUAAAAAAACAAGCCUUUCUCCCACUUUUCAAUGAAUUCAGCAUAGACGUCUAUGCCGGAGAAUUGAUUGAUAAGGGAGUACAGAAAAGACCUUCCACAGGCAUUCCUUCUGUUCUUCACAAAUAGCAGCCACAGCAGUAAAUCACUAGCCAACAUAAGGGGUAUCCUUAAGCAGAUUUUAUUUUACAAGGUAGAGUAUCAAUUCGGCUCUGCUAUGGGGUUUUUAUCAAGCUUGAAUACAGAGUACUUUUCACAUAAACAAAAUAGAGCACUCACUGAUCAAUGGAGUCGGAGGGUGCACUUUGGGGGGGGAGAGAUAGAAGUGACAUUGAGCGAACUGACGUCACCUGUACAUCGGCAUCCCCGUCCCCUCCAAAAAAAAAGAAACCAAUUACAAGUCUUAUAAAUAAAUAGACAAGCAAACAAAAGAGUAUGCUAGUAAGGGCUUACAAUUCUUAUAAAGACUUAAAAACUCUCCAUAUACAGCAGGUUAUAAAACAAAGAUAUAGCCAACUCAAAUUACAUCACUUCUCGUUUUUAAGUCAACUGAACCUGAAAUGUUGUCCUACCUUGAUCUAAUAUAAUGUCUGCUUACAGAUACCACUUCAUGUGUCCAGUUUGUCUUCAAACUGCUAGAGAACCGCCAUACCCUUCGUGGUAGAACCUUUGUAGAGGUGUCCUCUUUAUGUUUAUGUGUGUGUUCUCACAUAGAUUUUCUCCAUUGAGACACUGACAUGCUAGCAAUGAAGUGAUUGUUAUAUAUUUACUUCUCCAGAUCUAUGUCCUAAGCGACGCUAUCUUAGUGUUCCUGGAUGACGUUAUUGCAUUGCCUUCAUUUGCCAACUCUUGCUUGUGCUGUGAAAUUCCAGCGCAUGCCCAUUUUGUAGACAUUGGCAUUCGUUUUUGUCAGAAUUUCUGCUAUUAGCCCAUUUGUUCGGAAGACGAAUAAAUAGAACUUAAAGCAAAUUAACUGAAGACCAAAUUGCUUCUUGGGCGAAAUUUUGGCCUAGUUUGUUACAAGGAGGGACUACCGGGUGGGGGCCUUGAAUAACAAUGGGGGAUCUAUUGUCCCCAUUAGCCCCUUGGCGGUGGGUAGGGGCCCUAAACAAUAAUGGGGGGUCCUAUUGUCUUAGCCACCCACUGGCGGCAGGUUGGUCAUAAAAGAUAAUAUGAUGGGACCUAUUGUCCCAUCCCCUAGUCGCCACCCAAUGGCGGUGCAUGUAGAAUGAAGAAAUAUAAAAAAGAGUAGGAAAGCUGAAGAGAAGGUGAUUGGGAAACUGUAAGUAUGGCGUGACAGUGCCGCUUUAAGAAUGACUGGACUACAAUGGACACUGACCCAGGCUCCUGGCACUUCACCAACCUAUUUAAAUUCAAAAGGCACAUUGUAGGAGCUUAAAACAGGUGCCUACUCUGCCUAAUUGGAAAGCUGUUCCUGUCUCCAUCACUGAGUUAAUUUUAAUCAGAAAAAAAUUAUAUUGUGUAUGUGUCUGUGUGUAAUUAGAAUAAUCGAGACUGAAAGUCUCAAUGUAAUUUCCUGAUUUUAUAUUAUUAAUCUUUGUUUGUUUUGUUUUAGAAACCUGCAGAAAGCACACCAAAUAUAAAUGGAGAUGGUACCGGAGCCCCCAAGCUCACCAGUGAAAUGUCUGAGGGAAGCAACUUGAUGACUGAACUUCUAAAUGAUAUCCCUUUCAUUUUGGCGCCUCAUGUCCAGGAAGUACAGAACAUUUGUAGCGAGCUUCCUGAAAGGGUUCCAGUAUACAAUCUGGAAGAGAACUUUGCAAGAUUUCACUAUGACUUUACCUUAGAAAACUCUGUGCUUUGUGGUAUUUAA
This is a messenger RNA of Pelobates cultripes (western spadefoot toad), 17660 nucleotides long. The record is from the annotation of a GenBank genome assembly. NCBI's taxonomy places the organism in Eukaryota, Metazoa, Chordata, Amphibia, Anura, Pelobatidae.